GAGAAGGGAAUUGGCUUGUUGCUGUUGCUGUAGGAUUCUAAGUCCAGGUGAUUGUUUCUAACCAAACAUCAAGGAAAUUUGAACAUAGUCACCUGGCCUCUGUACUUCAGUGAUGGACCUAAAUCAGCAUUUGAAUAAGACAGCAGAGGCAGAGCUUUCAAAGCAGAGGAAACCCAUAUGCUGCAAUGGAUUCAAGAUGUUCAUGGCAGCCUUGUCACUUAGUUUUAUUUGCAAGGCACUAGGUGGUGUCAUUAUGAAAAGUUCUAUCAUUCAAAUAGAAAGGAGAUUUGAAAUAUCAUCUUCUACUGCUGGCUUAAUUGAUGGAAGUUUUGAAAUAGGAAACUUGCUUGUUAUUGUCUUUGUGAGUUACUUUGGAUCUAGACUACACAGACCAAAAAUAAUUGGAAUUGGUUGUUUUAUAAUGGGAACUGGAACUAUUCUAACUGCUUUACCACAUUUCUUCAUGGGACAUUACAAAUAUUCUAAAGAAACCCACAUUAAUCCAUCGGUGAAUUCGACAUCCAGUUUACCAACUUGUAUGCCUAAUCAAGAUGUGUUACUUAAUAGAACAUCACCUGAGAUAGUGGAAAAAGGUUAUGAAAAGGAAUCUGAGUCAUAUAUGUGGAUAUUUGUCCUAAUGGGUAAUAUGCUUCGUGGAAUUGGAGAAACCCCCAUAGGACCUUUAGGGAUUUCUUACCUUGAUGAUUUUGCUGAAGAAGGACAUUCUUCUUUUUAUCUGGGUACUUUGAAUGCAGUAGCAAUGAUUGGUCCAAUCAUUGGUUUUGUAAUGGGCUCUCUGGUUUCUAAAAUGUACGUGGAUAUUGGAUAUGUAGAUCUGAGCACUAUCAGAAUAACUCCCAAGGACUCUCGUUGGGUUGGUGCUUGGUGGCUUAGUUUCAUUAUAGCUGGACUAUUAGCUAUUCUUUCUUCCAUACCAUUCUUUUUUCUGCCCAAAAGUCUGGAUAAACCACAGAAAGAAAGGAGAGCUUCAGGAUCUUUGUAUGGACUCAAAACGAAAGAAGAAAGAAGUCAGAUGGUGAAUGUAAUCAAUCACAAGCAAAAUGUUAAUGAAAAUAUGCCAGGUUUUUUCCAGUCCUUAAAGACCAUCCUAACAAAUCAACUGUAUGUUUUAGCAUUGCUUGCAACAUUGCUACACAUUAGCAGCUUUAUUGGUCAUAUUACUUAUAUCUUUAAAUACUUAGAACAACAGUAUUCCCAGUCAGCAUCUGAAACUAACGUUUUGCUUGGAGUCCUGAGUCUGCCAACUAUUGCAGCAGGAAUAUUUACAGGAGGAUAUAUUAUUAAAAGAUUCAAAUUUACCAUGGUUGGAAUUGCCAAAUUCUCACUUUUUAACGUUGUGAUAUCUUUCAUAUUUUUCUUAUCAGAUUUUCUACUAAUAUGUGAAAACAAGUCAGUUGCUGGCCUAACCUUGACCUAUGAUGGGAAUAGCCCACUGGAAUCUCAUAUAAAUGUACCACUUUCUUAUUGCAACUCAGACUGCAAUUGUGAUGAAAAUCAGUGGGAACCGAUCUGUGGGGACAAUGGAAUUACUUACAUUUCACCUUGUCUAGCAGGAUGCAAGUCUUCAAGUGGCACGAAGAAGCCUAUAGUGUUUUACAACUGUAGCUGUCUAGAAGAAACUGGCCCCUGGAAUAGAAACAACUCAGCUCAUUUGGGUGAAUGCCCAAGAAGUGACCAGUGUAAAAAAAAAUUCUAUAUAUACACAUCAUUGCACGUCUUUACUAAUUUUUUCGCUUCAUUUGGAAGCACUGCAAAUAUUCUGAUGGUUUUUAAAAAUGUUCCACCUGAACUGAAAUCACUUGCAGUGGGAUUGCAUUCUCUAACUAUACGAUCACUAGGAGGAAUCCCAACCCCUAUUUAUUUUGGGGCUCUGAUCGAUAGAGCUUGUUUGAAGUGGUCAGUGAACAACUCUGGGAAGCAAGGAGCAUGCAGGAUAUAUGACUCUGUGUUAUAUGGAUAUUCCUUUUUGGGCUUGAUGGGAAUCUUAAAAUUUUCGGCUCUUCUUUUAUUUUGUGCAUUACUUGUCACUGUAAAGAAAAAAUAUCAAGGAAAAGAUGCCAAGACAUCAGAAAAUGGGAACGAAUUUAUGAAUGAAGCAAACAUAGAAUCCUUAGAUAAGGCUGAACAGUUGCUUCCUUCCAACAAAACAGAUGGUGAAACACGAAUUUAAAGAACCAUGCUGAUCUCUUUGAUCAGUCUCGACAUUUAUGUAUGGAUUGGACUGAAACAAAAUAAUGAAAAUAAAUCAUAACAAAUUUGGUAGUUAC
Molecule: messenger RNA, 2288 nt
Organism: Erinaceus europaeus (western European hedgehog)
Lineage: Eukaryota; Metazoa; Chordata; Mammalia; Eulipotyphla; Erinaceidae
Product: solute carrier organic anion transporter family member 1B1
Exons: 16
Coding region: 113-2191 (692 amino acids)
Biological process (GO): sodium-independent organic anion transport; transmembrane transport
Cellular component (GO): membrane
Molecular function (GO): protein binding
Source: RefSeq, a predicted model, not a curated record